Leptidea sinapis is the source of this 2567-nucleotide messenger RNA. RefSeq lists its product as uncharacterized. Gene Ontology annotation, molecular function: DNA binding. Bases 153 to 1766 code for a protein of 537 amino acids. NCBI's taxonomy places the organism in Eukaryota, Metazoa, Arthropoda, Insecta, Lepidoptera, Pieridae. The record is from RefSeq and is a predicted model, not a curated record. The transcript is spliced from 6 exons.
GUUUUGAUAAAGUUAGUUUAUUUUGUAGGUAUAAAAUAAGACAUGGGUGUUGUGUGGUUGAAUACAUAUUUAAUUAUUGUUUCUACUUUCUAGUGAAACUUGAAGAAAAUACAGGAAGAUAUUGAAAUCUCUCGGCAUGAUUUUAUUUAGAAAUGUCAGAAAUAAAGAAUAAAAACCAAAUCUUAGCUGCAAUCGAUCAUUUGCGUGAACGAAAGUCGCGUCCAGACAUAAACAGAAUUUGUAAGUUUAUGCUUAAAUGUUUUAAAGUAUCACCAAAGGAUACCAAAGCUGAUUUAAAACGUUGUUUGAAAGAAAAAAGUAUCUAUAAAGUUGAUUAUAAGGAUAAUGUAAGCUAUAGAAACGCUGCAAAGUGGGUAAAAACAAGUGACAAAAAGAUGAGUUCACCAGUUGCAACAAAUGAGAGAAGAAUAAUAACAUCUGCAAUUGCAACAUUGAUCUAUCAAGAUCAGAGCUACUUGGAAAAUGGAAUUGCAUUUAAUGAACUAGUAAGAGUUGCUGCUUCUCAGGAUCAAAAAUAUACUAAGAAACAACUUGAAGGUAUCAUAAAUAAAGAGUUGUCAUCUGGUAGUCUUGUUAAAUUACCAAAUGGGGCAUUAGCAUUAGGACCAGCUGACCAUGAUGCUGAUAGCUCUGACAGUUUUAAAUUUGAGUAUAAUGAUUCCAAUACAAAAAUGACUUCAUCUGCUAACUCUUCAUGUCGAUCCUCCCCACAGAGGAUGAGAGGUCGACCUAAAAAGCAUACAGGAGGAGGUACAAAUAACAAAUCAAGUUCUAUUUCAAAUCAAAAUGCUGCUGUGAGAGUAGGUGAAAGGCGUAAGAUGGCUAAGAAAGUGUUUGAUCCUUCUGAUAACAAUGUGCCAAGUAAAAGAAAAAGAGGGAGGCCAAUAGGAUCGCUUAAUAAGAGCACUUUAAAAAAGAGAUUGUUAGUAGCAGAAAGGAGAGGAGAAAAUGAGGGUACACCAGUCUCUGAAAGUCAACAAUCUUUAGAUGGAAGUGGAGAUGAAUUAGAUCAAGAUGAUUCUACAUCUCAAGACACAACAGGUGGAGUUUGUUCAGUAUGCUUAGUACAAAAGCCUAGAAAUUCCAAUGACAGACUAUUGGUGUGUAGAGAUUGCAACAAUAAAGCUCAUCUUAGUUGUCUUCAAUCUGGUGCUGGUAUAUUAAAACCACGACCGGACAAUACAUGGCAGUGUCAUAAUUGUAAAACUUGUGUGGUAUGCUGUGAAACUAAUGAUGCUGGUAUAUUAACGGUGUGCAGUAUUUGUUCAGAUGCUUAUCACACUCUUUGCCAUACACCAAGAAUACCAGAACGCUUGAAGGCUUGGGAUCAAUGGGAAUGUAACAAUUGUUUGGAAUCCAGGCCUUCAGUAAAUCAGUCCCCAGCCACAAUAUCCAAUAAUACAGAAUGUAACAAGAAAAAUGAAGCAAGUAUAGAUCCUUUUCUGAAACCACAUGAAAUUGAUAGAGGUGCAGAAAAAGUUUCUAGUGAAGUCCCCAUGGAUCCCAGCAUACCUGACAUUACCAAUUGGACUGUGGAUGAUGUUUAUGAUUAUUUUAUGGAACAUUUACCUGAAGCAGCACCUAUCUUAAGAGAUCAGGAAUUUGAUGGUCCAGCUUUGAGUAUGGCAAGGAGAGCUGAUAUUGUUAGGUGUUUAGGGCUUCCAUUAGGCCCAGGAUUAGCUUUAUAUAGAAUAGUGGUAAAGCUUCAAACAAAGAAAGAUGACUGGAGAAUGUGCUGGGGUUGAAAAUAAGUAAUCUGAUUGUGAACCCAUUACCUAACAAUAAUAAAGUGUGUUAAGUCAGCACUUCCUUUGGCUUGAUUGCAGUGAUAUUCCUGUUUGGCCUAAAUCAGUUGUAUCAUUAUUUAUUUUUAGUUAACAUUAGAUUAGUAUACAGCAGUGUAUGUCACAUACACGAGCUAACCAUUGCAGGUGUAAGGAAAGCCCUGUGCAAGGCACAGCUACAAAACUUCAUGACUUAUAUCACAUACCAAGAAGGUUAUGUACAAGCUGUGCCCGGGAUGUGGGUUUUUAUAUAUACCAUGAAUAGCAUCAUAUUAAAUGUGUGAAGCUUUGAAAAUGUACCUCACACGAGGCUAGGCUUACAUUUGCUACAGUCUAGCAUAAUUCAUGGCUUAAUUGGUAGUGGUAAAUGUUUCUCAAAACAAUCAUGGAUUGGAUAUAUAAAUAAAAUUUGAAAACAAAGUUUUUAUGAACUAUGUGGGACUCAAACCCGCAACCUCUCGUGUUCCAUGCGAGUGCUAUUCCAAGUGAGCCAACUGUUUGAGAGUUGUAUUGUUGAUAAAAUCUUGUAUGGUUUGUGCAACUCUCAGACUAAAUAAAUAAUAAUUACAUAAUAAAAAAACCCAUUGCCAAAGCUAAAGUAAUGCAGGGUUUUCACAAAUCUGAUCUGUUGGUGGGUUUGUUUGUAUUCCAUAUAAUUUAUAACCCAAUACAGGUUCCAAUUUGAUAAUUUCUUGUACAGAUGUUAUUACUGUCCUUUAAUGAAUAAUUCUAUUUAAAUAAAUAAUUUAUAUGAAUGUGUUA